AUGGAGAAAAAUGCCAGAUUACGAGAGCCAAGCUGGCGACAGGGGCCUCCUCACUCAGCAAAAGAGAAAGAAAGGGAGCCCAAGAAAAAAGAGGAGGUCGGUCCCGAUAGGCCAAGGAGAUAUCACUCCUAUACUCCUCUAAAAGUCUCCCUAGUGGACGUAUACAGAGAAAUCUGUAAUACUGAAAGGUUGCCACCCCCUAGACCCAUCAAAAACAAAAAGAGAGGAAGUUGCGGCAACUAUUGUGAGUACCAUAAGAUGUAUGGCCACUCAACAAAUGAUUGCUACGACCUUAAAAAUGUGAUCGAAAGGUUGGCUAGGGAAGGCCGAUUUGAUAGAUAUCUCAUGGAAAGGUCGGACAAUCAUGGGAAAAGAAAGCGAGAUGAUGAGGACAGAAGAGAUCCACCACCACAAACCCCCGAGAGACACAUACAUAUGAUCUCUGGAGGAUUCGCGGGAGGGGGACUCACUAAAUCAUCUCGCAAAAGACACCUAAAGCAAGUUUAUCAAGUCGAAAACGAGUCUCCCAAUCUCCUGACCAUCUCGUUCACGAAAGAGGACAGCCAGGGGAUCAUGCCCGGGCAUGACGACCCGAUGCCCGCAUUCGACAAAUUAGGGUUGGAUGAAAGGGAGCUAAAAGCUUACCUGGACACCAUGUAUGGGUUAGAAGAUAUGCCAAUUAGGCCACUGGGAUACAUCCCCCUCCACACGACCUUUGAAAAAGGGGAAAAUUCCAAAACUCUGAGCAUCGAUUUUAUCGUCAUCGAUGUCGGAUCGGCGUAUAACGCCUUGAUCGGCAAGACUACACUAAAUCGGCUUGGAGCGGUGGUGUCAACCCCCCACCUUUGCAUGAAAUUUCCAGCACCUAAGGGAAUAGCAACGAUACGGGGAGACCAGAAGUUGGCAAGGAAAUGCUACAAUGAAAGCUUGAACCUCCGAGGAAAGAGCAAGGAAGUUCAUACUAUAGAGCUCGGAGGAAUAAGAGCUAAAGAAGAGCUGCGGCCACAUACAGGGGGAAGAACUGAAGAGGUUCAAAUCAGAAAAGAGGAAGGAAAAAAACCAACAUAG
Messenger RNA from Arachis duranensis, 1068 nucleotides. RefSeq lists its product as uncharacterized. NCBI's taxonomy places the organism in Eukaryota, Viridiplantae, Streptophyta, Magnoliopsida, Fabales, Fabaceae. The record is from RefSeq and is a predicted model, not a curated record. The transcript is spliced from 2 exons. The coding region runs from base 1 to 1068 and encodes 355 amino acids.